Necator americanus (New World hookworm) is the source of this 1560-nucleotide messenger RNA. RefSeq lists its product as uncharacterized. The coding region runs from base 1 to 1560 and encodes 519 amino acids. Lineage: Eukaryota; Metazoa; Nematoda; Chromadorea; Rhabditida; Ancylostomatidae. The transcript is spliced from 12 exons. The record is from RefSeq and is a predicted model, not a curated record. Gene Ontology annotation, biological process: protein ubiquitination. Gene Ontology annotation, molecular function: ubiquitin protein ligase activity.
AUGAAUGAAUGUUCGAGUGGUCGGCUUGUCUCUUUCCUCGUCGAAGGUGAUGAUGUUGUCUCGUGUGAAGUAUGCCUGGAGCCGUUUCAACCGAUCAGUAGGCCACCAAAAAUUCUUCCAUGCGGACAUAAUUUCUGCGAUCAAUGUCUGUUCAGCCUUUGCUGCCAUCAACAGUACUACCUGCUCGACUCGAUCCGAUGUCCCACCUGUCGCGCAUCGUUCCCGACCGAUGUCGCUAAGGUCGCACCAACGAAUUGGGAUCUAUGCAAGAUCCUCGAAAAUGUUCAAAAAGGUCGUGAAGUGAAUGUGACUGUGAUUCACGUGCCCGAUACUCCAACUCGAGUUCUACCGAGUACAUCAACGUCAGCGAAAGCGAAAUCGACGGAAAGGACCAAUACUUUGAGGACGUUACGAGAAAGAUGUGGUGGAUGCAAGCGAAAACUUUCCACGAAGAUCCUCACCAAAGCCGCAAGAUUCUGCCAGAAUUGCAGUAACGGCGGCGGAGCGACGAUUUUCUACUGCUUAGAAUGUUGUGUGAAUAACCAUAAUGGACAUACAUUACUGUCGCUGUCACAAUUGGAAACCGAACAACUGAAACUUUUGGAGAAUUCCACUGAAGCAACGUUGACUCAAGGUGGUCCAUUACAGAAACAAUUGCGAGAUGGUCUGACGGAAGUCAACGAUGCUAUUCACCUGCUGGAGUCAUCAUCGCUUCUUCAUCCAAACAAAUUAAGUGAAAUACGAACAAAACAAAUACGAGAGUGCUCGAGAAUCCUAAACUGUGCACAGGACUUCAAUGGAAACUCAAAAGACGCAUCUUUUUCAACAUUUUACGAACGUAUUACCACGCCAAGAUCCAAGGAUACGUUGGAUGUUGGCUCAUUGGAUUUUCUGCUCACAGCUCUUCCUCAAAUGCCUCCAAGUAGCGAUCUACGUCGAUUAAUUGCGGAAAUGUCACCUAUGGAUACACCACAGCAACGAUUGGAAAAUUUCCUAAAUGCAGCCACCAUAAUAACCACAAUAUUAUAUGACGACGUCCCAAAAGCAGAGGUUGCUGUCUACGCGGAUGCUCUUCUCCAUUGUUUUCAUCAAGCCAGCAUUCUUUCAAGAAAAACACCACGUACCACAGUCGUGAAUUCCAGAAAAGCAAUCUGGAAACGUGUACAGCUUGCCUAUACAGAAUUAUUAAGAGUGGGAGCUAAGAAUUAUCCUUCCUAUCAUCCUGAACGUAUAUCUCUUCUGGAUGAUCUUGCUUAUCUUUGUCAUCUGUACGCUGAUGUUUGUGACCAGGCAACUGUCACAAUUUGCAUGAUAGAAGCAGCCCGGGCAAGGGCAUCGGAUGAAAAAUUGGAGGAAAUGGAUCGACAGAAGACUGCACAACGUCUUAAGGAAAUCGAUUAUCAUCUCCUCGAAUGUCGUCGACUACAACGGUUACAAGAUCUGCGAACGACAAAAAUUAAAAAAUCUAGCAAAUUUAAACGAUUGUGGAAAUUCCUGUUUCGAUAUCCGAAAAAACACAACGCAUGCGGAGCACGUUCGGCAAAUAUCUUUUCAAAAUAA